AGAUCAUGCCGGACCACGUAGGCUUCCCUCUGCGAGAAGAACACGGGGGCGCCACGUACUUCAUGAUGGAGAUGCAUUACGAUAAUCCCAACUUCCGCCAAGGCAUCGUGGACAGCUCCGGCCUCCGCCUGUUCCUGACGGAGACCCUGAGGGAACACGACGCCGGGUUCCUCGUCCUGGGCCACGCGGUCGAACCCACGCACAUCAUUCCGCCGGAGAGGCAGUGGAAGAGCGUCAGCCACUGCGACGGCGGAUGCAUAACUCAGAGUGUUCCAGCGGAGGGGAUUCACGUGUUCCAGGGCCUGCUGCACACUCACCUCCUGGGCAACGACAUCACAGUCAGGCAGAUCAGGAAUGGUCGAGAGCUUCCUGUUGUGUUCCAAGACAUGAACUACGACUUCAAUUACCAGCAAGCGAGAGUCCUGUCUGAAGAUAUGACCAUCUUGCCCGGAGAUUCCUUCCUCACCGAGUGCGGCUACGAUUCCAGGGGCAAGAAAGCGUCGACCUUCGUGAGGCUUUGAGCAUUCUUUUAUUAA
Penaeus chinensis is the source of this 536-nucleotide messenger RNA. RefSeq names its product DBH-like monooxygenase protein 1. The transcript has 4 exons. Gene Ontology annotation, cellular component: secretory granule membrane. Gene Ontology annotation, molecular function: dopamine beta-monooxygenase activity; copper ion binding. Bases 6 to 521 code for a protein of 171 amino acids. Gene Ontology annotation, biological process: octopamine biosynthetic process; norepinephrine biosynthetic process; dopamine catabolic process. The record is from RefSeq and is a predicted model, not a curated record. NCBI's taxonomy places the organism in Eukaryota, Metazoa, Arthropoda, Malacostraca, Decapoda, Penaeidae.